Molecule: messenger RNA, 1904 nt
Organism: Eurytemora carolleeae
Lineage: Eukaryota; Metazoa; Arthropoda; Copepoda; Calanoida; Temoridae
Product: nuclear receptor subfamily 1 group D member 2
Exons: 14
Coding region: 75-1361 (428 amino acids)
Biological process (GO): regulation of DNA-templated transcription
Molecular function (GO): sequence-specific DNA binding; zinc ion binding; DNA-binding transcription factor activity
Source: RefSeq, a predicted model, not a curated record
UAAGUUUCUACCCCUUAUUUCAGAUGAAAAUGUCAUCGGUAUAAACUUUGUUAAUAUUUUGGCUCAGCGCAGCGAUGACAUCUGCAGAUCCGAGGUCCAAAGGCAAUGGAUUGUCGAACAAUGAAAAUGAAUUCAAUGCAGAUGGCGAAGAAGAUGGAUAUACAAUAGAAUAUAACGAUAUAAUUGUAAAGAGUGAACUACUGGAAGAGGGGGAUAAUGAUCAGGAUAACUUUACCACCGAUGACUAUGCUUACAACUACUUGGAUACAGCUGCAGAAGCAGAAGAUGAUCCUAUAUUUCAGUAUGAUGAUGGUAGUGAGGGUGGACUUUAUGUUAGGGAAAUGGUUAAAGGAACACCAGAACAGAGGAAACUUAGACAAAAAGCUCGGCUGGAAAAUAUGAAUGUGCGAAGUGAAUGUCCAGUAUGCGGAGAUAGAGUUAAUGGAAUACAUUACGGAAUAUAUACUUGUGAGGGAUGCAAGAAUUUCUUCAAGAGGUCGAUGUCUAUAAAGAAACCAUAUGUUUGUAACAACCAGGGGCUCUGUGAUGUAGGAGUCUUCGUAGACUUUUCAGGGAUUAAAAGGAAAGGAACACGGUGUCAAUCCUGCAGAUUUCUAGGCUGCCUAAACUCAGGGAUGAUUCAUCAAGGACACAACAGAUCAACGGGCCGACCGCGACGAACUCAGAAAACAGAUUCUCCGAAAGCUAAGCGUUUGAGACUCCUUUUACCGGCCAGCAAUACGGGGACAAAUUAUUAUCUCCAGCCGGACAAUUCAAUGCAAAACCCCAACGACUCUCUAGGGGAGAAAUCAGAAGACAAGAGUAUCCUGGAAGCUAUGCUUGAAGCCCCGGCUCUUGAAUACAAGAAUACCAAAAAUAAUGAAUUUACAAAAAUAAAUAUUGACACACAAGCCUCGGUUGCGACAUCAAACGAAGAUUUAUCACCUGGUGUAUCGUAUGAGCAGGACCCGGAAGUGAGCAGGAUAAUGGAGGAGCAGCAUAAUGCCGCAAUCAAUCUUCUCAGGGAGCAACUAAAGUUUGAGAAGAAUAAAAAUUUAGAACUAGAGCGACAGCUGAAACAUAAAGAUGAACAGAGCAAGACAUUAGAAAUCCAGUUGAAUCUGAUGGAACGUCAUAUGGUGCUAGGUGCUUCAUUAUCAACUAAACUUAAGUCAGAGAACCAAAGGUUGAAGGGCGAGUUGAAGAGAUUGAGUUUGUUUAAGGGGUUCAUGAAAAAGGGGAGGAGGGAGUCCACGAGAACCGAGGAGCUAGAGAACGGGUUUAUUGAUCCUCUCUCCGUGCUUGAUGUAUCACACGACAACGGAUCGUCUGUCAGUAUCAAGGAGGAACCGGAGAAUUGAGGUCUCAAUCCAUUUCAUCCGGAGCCUGGGGCCGUCUAAAAAAAAUGGACCCUGAUCCUGCUCAUGAAAUUCUUGCUAAUUUCUUGAACCUAAAAAAAAAUUCCAUAAAAGUCUUCUUUUGUUUCUUUAAAUUUGUAUGCAGAAACCAUUCAAUUAAUUCAAUGAUAUAUUAUUGUUUGACACCAAAAAUGUGCGGCCUUAGAGCGAACUUUUCUUUCUUUGAUUUAUGGUCGAAGUUUUGGCUCUUGUAUUCAGAUCCGUUGAUCCUAUUUUUUUCGGAACUGGAUCCAAGGAGUGGUUUUCCCUCUAAAGGUUAACCCACUCAACUUUCAACUUCGAAUGUAUAUACCAUGCAAAGGACAUUCCCGUGGCUGAACGUAUGAGGCAAGUCAGUCAAGGGGUUUGUGAGUUAUGGUCAAGCAUACAAACAUACAAAGAUUACUACUUUAUAUAUUUAUAUUAUUUUAGUUUUGAAUGAAGGUUUCAUUUCGCCUUGUACUUCCACAAAAUUUACCUGAUCAUACCAAAGUUUUGAUAAAAUUU